AUGACUCUCCCUAGGUGUUGCAUAGUGACCUGGUACAACGACGACCGCCACUACCACCUCCACAACGUCUACAAGCACAACUUCGACGUCUACCUCCACCACAACCUCAACCUCUACUUCAACUACAACGUCAACGUCCACUUCUACAUCCACUUCUACCACAACUUCAACAUCUACUUCUACCACAUCUACCACAACUUCAACAUCUACUUCUACCACAACUUCAACAUCCACUUCUACCACAUCUACAUCCACUUCUACCACAUCUACAUCCACUUCUACCACAUCUACAUCCACUUCUACCACAUCUACAUCCACUUCUACCACAUCUACAUCUACUUCUACCACAUCUACAUCCACUUCUACCACAUCUACAUCCACUUCUACCACAUCUACAUCCACUUCUACCACAACAACAACAUUCACGUCGACCUCAACAUCAACAUCUACUUCUACUACAACAUCAACAUCAACAUCCACUUCCACCACAACAUCAACAUCCACUUCCACCACAACAUCAACAUCCACUUCCACCACAACAUCAAUCCACUUCCACCAACAACAUCAACAUCACACUCAACAUCCACUUCCACCACAACAUCAACAUCCACUUCCACCACAACAUCAACAUCCACUUCCACCACAACAUCAACAUCCACUUCCACCACAACAUCAACAUCCACUUCCACUACAACAUCUACAUCCACUUCGACCACAACAGCAACGUCGACUUCAACAACGUCAACUACAACUGUGAAUUACUGCGGAGAUUGCGACAAGAGUGUAACAGUGUCGAAAACUGCAUAUCCAAACAACGGUACUAUUUAUAGUACAACUUGGAAAACGCCAAACUACCCUGACGACUACCCAGAUGGAUGUACUUGCACAUUUACAUUCCAAUUGCAAGGAAAAGGCUUCGUGCAGGUUGCCUUCGAAGACAACGACAAGAUUUUCACCGACACGAAUUGCGCCAUUGAUCACCUGGAGUUCGCGGGAGACUUGUUAAAUGUGAACGAUAAACACCUCUGCGACCUGGCUAACGAAGAAGGAUACAUGAUGUCGUCGAGCAGUGUCUCGACUCUGGGCUUCACUGCCACUUUCAUUUCAUCCUGCGACGAUAACUGCGAAGUGGGGAAGGGCUUCAAAAUGACCGUGACGUUCCAAACCAUGUAAGACAGAUAAGCAAAGUCUCUGUCAAGGAGCUGCCGAAGAAGGACCACUGCAAGGCUUUUGGAACUCAUCUUACGAACUUGUGGGACGGAAACUCAGUCAAAUUUGGAACUCAUGUUAUCCAUAUGUAUACAGUUAUAUACAGUGCUAGGUCCCUGUUGAUAUAGCCAGCAAGCAUUCGGUAAUACAAAGUGUAGAUUGCAUAAACAGACGAUGAAAUGUUACUCACAAAACCAAAAGAGAGACCAUAUUCUAUUCUAUAUAAAAUCGGUUUUAAACUGGUGUAAAAUUGCAUUAAGUAUCCGAAUAAAAGUAUUUGUACUUAUUAGAAAACUAGAUGGAUGUUAAUUUCCCUUUCUAUAUAUAUAAAACAAAAUGGUAGCAAUAUUGUUCAUGAAAUAUUUUGUGUUCUAAUUUCACUUUUGAAGGAUGAAACGGAAAUUUCGGUUCAGUCCCUCUUCGAAUUCUCUGUUCAAGUCGGGAAUCAUGGCAAUACCAACAUGAUAUGAACUAUCCAGACGCCUUUUAUUUUUCCUAAAGUUUACACAAAUUCUAUAAUUCAACAUGUUAAAGAAAUGUGACCAAGCCUUCAGUAACU
Penaeus vannamei (Pacific white shrimp) is the source of this 1768-nucleotide messenger RNA. The record is from RefSeq and is a predicted model, not a curated record. Lineage: Eukaryota; Metazoa; Arthropoda; Malacostraca; Decapoda; Penaeidae.